Messenger RNA from Sus scrofa (pig), 9275 nucleotides. RefSeq names its product DNA helicase B (gene HELB). Gene Ontology annotation, biological process: negative regulation of double-strand break repair via homologous recombination. The record is from RefSeq and is a predicted model, not a curated record. Gene Ontology annotation, molecular function: single-stranded DNA helicase activity. Lineage: Eukaryota; Metazoa; Chordata; Mammalia; Artiodactyla; Suidae.
CGCGGGGGGAGGGGAAGCGUUCGGGAAAGCUGUUCGUCUUCUUUUAAAAAUAUAUUUCAGGUGUGCAGCAUCAGAGUUCAACAUAUUUGCACACUGCAGCGUAGUCACCACCUCAAGUCUCUAGCUUCCAUCCAUUCGUAUACAUUUAACCCACUUCAUGCAUUUCACCCACCCCCCUGGAAGCUGAUGGUCCUGCGGUCGCAGAGCUGAUUGGCUGAUCUUGGGCGUCUACGCCGCCCGGUUUUCCGGAAUUUGGGUUGAGCUGGGGAAAAUCGAGUAUGGCCUCGUUUAGUCAGCGUGUCUUGUUGAGUCAGCCCUUGCGCGAGCUGCAGGGACCUCUGCUCCCACCCAAGGACCUGCUGGAGGCGGAAGAUGAUUAUCUGAGGGAGGAUGUGGAGGAUGAUGAAGACACGGUGUUUGUCGAUGCUGAGGAACUCUGCAGUGGGGGCAUAAAGGCUGGCAGCCUUCCCGGGCGGCUCCGUGUUUCAAUUUUGGAUGAAAACACUCAACAACAAUGUGACGUGUUUGGCCGUUUUCCAUUAAUGGGGGCUUGGUGGCGAGUGAAGGUACAGGUAAAGCCUGUAGGAUCAAGGAUCUAUCAAGUUCAAGGAUAUCCAUCUUACUUUUUACAGUCCGAUAUGUCACCACCAAAUCAAAAACAGAUCUGUUCCCUCUUUCUUAAAGACUGUAAUGUCUCCAGUGAUAACAGAAUGAAAUUUUUAGCAUGGGUGAAUGAGAGAUCGAACUAUAAAGACCUCAACUUUGCAAAUCUUAGGGAAACAUUACGAGCUUACCAAGAGGAAGUUGGAAGGAAUGGUCAAAAACAAUCUACACAAAAAACACAGGACACGUCAUCCCCAGAUGACAAGGUAUCACUUCCUCUGGAAAACACAAUUCCAUUUAUAACUGUAAUGAGAGCUUUGCAGUUUCCAAAAAUAAUGGAAUUCCUCCCAGUUCUUCUGCCUCGACACUUUAAACGGCUCAUAAGCUUAGAUUCUGUACAGGUGUUGGAAAAGAUAGAAGAGAUUUUAGGUACACAGCCAUGGAAACUUGGAUUUCAUAAGAUAACCUACAGAGAAUUGAAGCUUUUGCGGUGUGAGGCAAGCUGGACAUCAUUUUGUCAGUGCAAAUCUCUUCUCCAGUUGAUGACCGAUUUGGAGAAGCAUGCAUUACUCAUAUAUUUUCAACUGAAGCGCAUCUGUAGAGAGCAGGGGCACACGUGCGUUGAGAUAGCGGACUUCACUUCUCAGUUGUUAGACUCUAUGUCUAUUCAUGAUGCUUGGCAGUCGCUGAAGUUCUUGAAGGAUAUCGGUGUGGUGACCUAUGAGAAGAGCUGUGUCUUUCUCUAUGACCUUUACCAGGCAGAAAGAGGCAUUGCCUCUUCGAUCAGUGACCUCAUGACAAGGCCACCAUGGCAGUUACAUGUCGAUGUCAAAAAGGUGCUUGCGUCUCUCUCCACCCCAAGACCUGAGAAUCCAGGAAGUGAUGAUAGACCGAAUGAGAGUCAGCCUGAUGGAACAAGAUCAGAAGAGCCGGUGGACAUUCCGAACACCCAGGACCGUGGGGACCAGAUUUGUGACAAUGGUGAAAAUGAAGUUAAGGCAGAAAUCAGUGACGUUCAGCUGGAUCAGGAUCAGGUGGCUGCUUUGGACAUGAUCUGCGCCCAUGCUGUGACAGUCAUAAGCGGGAAGGGCGGUUGUGGGAAGACCACAAUCGUGAGCCAGCUUUUUAAGCAUAUAGAGCUAUUGGAAGAGCGAGAAGUGAAAAAAGCCUGCGAAGAUUUUGAGCAAGACUGGGAUGUACCAGAUGAAUGGAUGACCUUCACCGAGCAAAGGCAGCUGCAGGCAGGCAAGGCUAUCGAAGUUUUACUUACAGCACCUACAGGGAAAGCAGCUGGCUUACUGAGGCAGAAGACUGGUUUUGAUGCUUAUACAUUACAUCAGGUCAACUACAGCUUCUAUAUAUGGGAGAAGAAGACGACCAAGGACAUGCCAUGGAAAUUUUCUUCGGUUAGAGUUCUGGUGGUGGAUGAAGGGAGUUUGGUAUCCGUAGGAAUCUUCAAAUCGGUUUUAAACUUAUUGUGUGAGCACUCCAAACUUUCUAAGCUUAUAAUCCUUGGUGAUAUUAGACAGUUACCCAGCAUUGAACCUGGUAAUUUGCUGAAAGAUCUUUUUGAGACUCUUAAGACAAGAAAUUGUGCUAUUGAACUAAAGACAAACCAUAGAGCAGAAUCUGAACUAAUUGUGGACAAUGCUACAAGAAUCUCAAAACGCCAGUUUCCAACAUUUGAUGCAGAGCUGAAUAUCUCUGACGAUCCAACAUUCCCUGUCUCAAUACAAGAUAAAUCAUUUAUUUUUGUCAGACUCCCAGAAGAAGAUGCCAGUUCUCAGUUCUCAAAAAAUAAUCAUCACCCUCAUUUAUAUUCUGCCGUUAAAAAUUUACUCAAAGAAAAGGACCUAGAAGAUGCAAAAACAUCACAAUUCAUUGCAUUUCGAAGGCAGGACUGUGACGUGAUCAAUGCCUGCUGUUGCAAGCACUACACGGGCCGUCUAAUCAAAGACCAUCAGAAUAGGCUUGAAUUUGGAGUCGGCGAUAAAAUUUGUUGUACCAGGAAUGUGUAUCUCUCAGAGUUACUCCCUGAAAAUACCUCAAACGGUCAGCAAAAUGAUGAAGCAGACGCCAGUGGUAAAGACUUGAAUGGUAUUCCUCACGGUUUUGCUAAAAACAAGCAUGACUUUGAAAGUGGUAUUCGCCUCUGCAAUGGAGAAGUGUUUUUUAUAACAGGGGAUAAAACUGAUAUCACUUGUGGAAAGAAAAGAUUUUUGACCAUUAAUAAUAUGGCUGGCUUGGAAGUAACUGUGGAUUUUGGGAAACUAAUGCAGUGCUGCCACAUAAAACAUGCAUGGGCAAGAACUAUUCACACGUUCCAGGGGUCGGAGGAGAAGACAGUCGUGUACGUGGUUGGGAAGGCGGGCCGCCAGCACUGGCAGCACGUGUACACCGCAGUGACCAGGGGCCGCUGCCGAGUGUAUGUCAUUGCGGAAGAGUCUCAGCUUCGCAGCGCGAUCCUGAGAAAGAGUGUUCCCAGAAAAACUCGCUUAAAACAUUUUUUGCAAAACAAGCUCUCCAUGAGCUGUGCAUCUCCAGAAGCGUUUCCAUCCCCUUCAAAGAGCCCUGGAGACGGCCGGAGACCCCGCACACAGCGGUCAGCAUCCCCCCUCCCUACAGUCCCAGCCGACACGGUGACAAAUGACGUCCCUGGAAACGAGGCCGCUGCGGCUGGUGACAUGCUGUUUACCGUUGCCAAAGGAGGGGACUUGGAUUCAUCCGACGAAGUGGAUACAACUGAGGAUCCAUCACAACUGAGAGGGUCCAAAAGAACGUGCUGCAUGAACGACGAUGAAAGUCCAAACAAAAUUCUCAUGGUGGAAGAAUCUCCACAAGUAUCUUCCAAGCUUCAGAAUUUGAGACUAAAUAGCUUAACGCCCAGGCAACUUUUCAAACCCAAAACUAAUCAAGAAACUUAAUUUUAUUUCAGAUAGCUUAAAAUAAUUGUCUCUUUUUUUACCGUCCAACACAAAAUGAACAUCAUAGCUUCAGAGGAUCAAGACAAAAGAGGAUGUCUAUUAACUGGAGUUUUAAGGCGUUUUUGUGAGCAGAUGUUUUAAAUUUAUUUCAUCAAAGAAAACCUUCAUGAUUUUGAUGUGUGUCCUCAUGAGAACUGGUAGCACUGUUCAUAAGUGAAGGGAAAAAAAUAUAUAUAUAUAUUUUUAAAACUCUGUAUUUUAAAAGUUUUUAGAAUAAUGCCUUAUUAACUUCCAUCAGCAUUGCGGAUGAUCUUUGCCAAUGGGUUGAAGCAACGGUAAAGAUAAACUGAGCUGCAGCUCUUAAAUUAUUGACAUAUUCUAGGACAUUGUAUCUUUUGCAAAGUGGUCAUCUCACAAGGCUGCCACCUGCUCUGUCCCUGCUGCCUGGGCCCACUGCAUCUGGUUCAUUUUCCUGGAAGUUCCAUCUGAGUUGGAAGCUCAUCCUUUUUUGUUUUUGUUUUUAUUAAUUUGAGUUGUAAUUGACACGUAACACUGUGUAAGUUUAAGGUGUGCAUCAUGUUGAUUCAUUACUUCUAUAUUGCAAUAUAAUUACUGCUGUAGCAUUACCUAGCCUGUCUAUCAUGUCAUAUAAUUAUCAUUUCUUAUGAGAGUACAUAGUUUUGAAGAUAUUCUACAUUGGAAUUUUUUUUUCUUUAAGAGUAAUUUAUUUUUUUGAGAGUUUUACUUAUUAUUAUUGGUAAAAGAAAAGAUUAGGAAAAAAUAUACCUGUUAUCCUCCUGCCUUAAAAACAGCCUCACUGAGAUAUAAUUCACACCCAUUUACACAGUUGAGUGGCUUUUAUUAAAUUCACAGAGUUGUGCAACCAAUGCCACAGUUGAUUUUAGAACAUUUUUAUUGUCCUGUAACUCUUAGCUCUAAUCCCUUUAUCCCCUUCAUUCUUAGAGCUGCUACUCUUUGUCUCUCUUGACUUGCCUAUUCCAGACAUUUCAUAGAAAUGGAAUCAUACAACAUAUGAUCCCUUGGUACUGACUUCUUUGACUUAACAUGUUUUCAGACUUCAUCCAUGUUGUAGCAUGUCACAGUGUUUCACCUCUCUUUUUUAAAAGAGUCUAAAAAAUUAUGUGGAGUUCCCACUGUGGUGCAGCGGAAACGAAUCUGACUAGGAACCAUGAGGCUGUGGGUUCAACCCUUGGUCUCGCUCAGUGGGUUAAGGAUCCGGCAUUGCCGUGAGCUGUGUUGUAGGUUGCAGACGCGGCUUGGAUCCCUCGUUGCUGUGGCUCUGGUGUAGGCCGGCAGCUACAGCUCCUAUUAGACCCCUAGUCUGGGAUCCUCCAUGUGCCAUGGGUGCAGCCCUAAAAAAAAAAGACAAAAGACCAAAAAAAAAAGUGCAAAAAGCUAGCAUUAUAUCUUUUAUUGGAUAGAUGUCUUGGAUAAUCCAUCCAAGAAGGACCACUCUGUCCAACUUGAUGAGGCCUAUAUCCUUGGUGUACUUGUGGAGAAACUGGCAGCUUAUAUUGAAGUGGUAUUUCCAGGUCAGAACAUGCUGGUUUGAGCUGAUGUGGUAUGAUCAGGAACCUUGGCUAAAUUCUUGUAGGUGGCUCCAGUUGAGCUGCUGGUGACCCAUCUUGCCUUCAGUAGUGCAGGGAGGCAAAAGGCCUCUACCUCUUUUUAUUACCAAGUAUUCCAUUUAUGGUACUUUGAAUUUAUCCAUGCAUCAGUUGAUGGACAUUUGGGUUGUUUCCACUUUGGGGCUGUCGUAACUAAUGUUGUUAUGAUAUCUGUGUACAAGUUUUUGUGUGGGUAUAUAUUUUCAUUCUUUUAGGCGUAUACCUAGGAGUAGAAUUGCUGGAUCAUAGGGUAACUAUGUUUAACCUUUGAGGAACUGCUAGACUGUUUUCCAAAUCACCUGUACCAUUUUGUAUUUACACCAGCAGUGUAUGAGGGCUCCAGUUUCUCCAUUCUGUCUAACACUUGUUAUUACUAACUUUUAAAGUAUGGCCAUCCUAGUGGGUAUGAAGUGACAUAUCAAUAUGGUUUUUCUUUACAUUUCUCUUAAUGCCUAAUGAUGUUGAUCAUCUUUUCAUGUGCUUAUUGGCCAUUUGUAUGUGUUCUUCAGAGAAAUGUAUAUUCAGAUCCUUAAAAAGUGGUUAUUUUUUAUCAAAUAUGUGCUCUUUAUAUAUUCUACCUACAAAUCUCUUAUUAGAAACAUUAUUUGUAAAUUUUUUUCCAACUUUAUCAACUGUAUUUUUACUCUUUUUAUGGGGUCCUUUGAAGAACACAUUUUUAAUUGUGACAAUGUAUGUAUUUUUGUUAUUGUUGCUGUGCUUUUGGUGCUAUAUCUAAGAAACCGUUGCUUAUCCAGAGUCAUGAAGACACACUCAUUUUCUUCCAAGAAUUAUACAGUUUUAGGUCUUAUAUUUAGCUCUUUGAUUGAUUUUGAGUUAAUUUUUAUAUGGUGAGGUUGGGGCCCAACUUGAUUCUUUUGCAUGUGGAUAUCCAGUUGUUCCAGUUACAUUUCUCGAAGAGAUUUUUCUUUCCCCAUUGAAUUGUCUUGACCUCAUUGUCAAAAAUCCACUGAUUGUUAAGUGUGAGGGUUUAUUCCCGGAUUCUCCAUCUAUUCCAUUGAUCCAUACAUCAAUCCUAUGCCAGCACCAUGGGUCUUUGGUAGCUUUGCAGGUGUGAAAUCAAGAAAUGUGAGUCCUUCAGUUUAUUCCUCUCAAUAUUUUUUGGCUAUUAUACAUCUCUUGCAUUUCCAUAUGAAUUUUAGGAUCCCACUUAUCAUGGUUGUUUGAUCCUUUUAAUAUAUUGUUGGAGUCAGUUUGCUGGUAUUUUGUUGAGGAUUUUUGCAUCUAUGUUCAUCAGUGAUAUUGGCCUCUAAUUUUCUCUUUUUUAUGGUGUCUUUGUCUAGUUUUGGUAUCAGGGUGAUGGCCUCAUAGAAUGAAUGUGGAAGUGUUCCUUCCUUUGCAAAUUUUUUGGGCUAUUUUAGAAGGAUGGGUGUUAAUUCUUCCUUAAAUGUUUGGUAGACUUUACCUAUGAAGCCAUCUGGUCCUGGAAUUUUGCUCGUUGGGAGAUUUUAUUGUAUUGUAUUAUUUUAUUUUAUUUUUUUAUUCAUCUUUUUGCCAUUUCUAGGGCCGCUUCUGCGGCAUAUGGAGGUUCCCAGGCUAGGGGUCUAAUCAGAGCUGUAGCCACCGGCCUAUGCCAGAGCCACAGCAAUGCCAGAUCUGAGCCGCGUGUCUGCGACCUACACCACAGCUCACGGCAAUGCCGGAUCCUUAACCCACUGAGCAAGGUCAGGGAUUGAUCGCAACCUCAUGGUUCCUAGUCAGAUUUGUUAACCACUGAGCCAUGACGGGAACUCCUGUUGGGAGUUUUUAAAUUAUGGAUUCAAUUUCAGUACUGAUAAUUGGUCUGUUCAUAUUUCUCUUUCUUCCUGAUUCAGCCUUGGGAGAUUGUACCUUUCUAAGAAUUUAUCCAUUUCUUUUAGGUUUCCAUUUCAUUGGCAUAUAGUUGUUCAUGGAUGGUCUUGUGAUCCUUUGUAUUUUUGUAGUGCCAGUUGUGAUUUCUCCUUUUUUGUUUCUGAUUUUAAUUGGUUUGGGCCCUCUCCCCUUUUUCCUUCAUGAGUCUAGCUAAAAUUGUUUUAUCUUUUCAAAGAACCAGCUUUUAGUCUCAUUGAAUUUUCCUAUUUUUUUUAAUCUCUAUUUCAAUUUAUUUCUGCUCUGAUCUUUGAUUUCCUUCCCUCUACUAACUUUGGGUUUUGUUGUUCUUUCUCUAUUGCUUUAGGUGUAAGAUUGGGUUCUUUAUUUGGAAUUUUUGUUUCUUGAAGUAAACUUCACUCUUAGAACUGCUUUUGCUGCAUCCUAUAGCUUUUGGAUUAUUGUGUUUUUGUUUUCAUUUGUCUCUAGGUAUUUUUUUAUUUCCUCUUUGAUUUCUUCAGUGAUCCACUAGAUAUUUGGUAGAAUAUUGUUUAGUCUCUAUGUGUUUGUGGUUUUUGCAAUUUUUUUCUCCUUGUAAUUGAUUUCUGGUCUUACAGUGUUGUGGUCAAAAAAGGUGCUUGCUUGAUUUCAGUUUAAUUUACCAAGGCUCAUCUUGUGGCCUGGCAUGUGAUCUAUCCUUGAGAAUGUUCUACGUGCACUUGAAAGGAAGGUGUAUUCUGGUGCUUUCAUAUGGAAUGCUCUAUAAACGUCCAUUUGCUCUAAUGUCUUUUUUUUUGGGGGGGGGUGUCUUUUUUUUUUCUAGGGCCACACCUGCAGCAUAUGGAGAUAGGGGUCUAAUCAGAGCUGUAGUUGCCAGCCUACACCAGAGCCAUAGCAACGCGGGAUCUGAGCCACGUCUGCAACCUACACCACAGUUCACGGCAACGCUGGAUCCUUAACCCACUGAGCAGGGCCAGGGAUUGAACCCACAACCUCAUGGGUCCUAGUCGGAUCUGUUAACCAUUGAGCCACAACGGGAACUCCCAUCUAAUGUCUCAUUUAAGACCUGUGAUUCCUUAUUGGUUUUUUCUGUGUAGAUGAUCAGUCCAUUGAUGUAAGUGAAGUGUUAAAAGUCCCCUACUAUUUUGUUACCGUCGAUUUCUCCUUUUAAGUCUUAGUAUUUAUCUUCUAUAUUGAGGUGCUGCUAUGUGGGUGUAUAUAUAUUUGCAAUUGUUAUAUCUUCUUGGAUUGAUGCAUUGAUCAUUAUGUGGUGGUGUCCUUUGUCUCUUGUAACAGUCUUUAUUUAGUCUAUUUUGCCUGAGGUAAGUAUUGCUACUCUGGCUCUUUUGAUUUCCAUUUCCAUGGAGUACCUUUUUCCAUCUGCUCGCUUUCAGUCUGUAUGUGUCUGUAGCUCUGAAAUGAGUCUCUUGUAGGCAGGAUGUAAUACAGGUCUUGUUUUUGUAUCCAUUCAGCCAGUCUCUGUCUUUUGGAUGGAGCAAUUUAGUCCAUUUACAUUCAAGGUAAUUGGCAAUAUGUAUAUUCUUACUGCCAUUUCGUUAAUUGUUUUGGAUGUGUUUUUGUAGUCUUUUUCUCUUUUGUUCUCUUGUGAUUUGAUAACAAUCUUUAGUGUCACGUUUGAAUUCCUUUUCCUUUUUUGUGUGUAUUAUCUAUUAUAGUUUUUUUAAGUGGCUGAUCUCCUAAUUUCAAAUGCAUUUGUACUCUCCUCCCCUCACAAUUACUUUGAUCUAUUUUUCAUCUAAUUGUUUUGUGUAUCUCUUAACUGCUUAUUGUGGCUACAGAUGAUUUUUCUACUUUUGUCUUUUCACCUCCCUAUCAGUUUUGUGUGUGGAUGAUUGCCUACCUUUACUGUAUGUUUGCUUUUACCAUUGAACUUUUUCAUUUUGUAAUUUUGUUUCUAGUUGUGGCCUUUUAUUUUGCACUUAGAGAAAAUCCUUUAACAUUUGUUGUAAAGCUGGUUCUACUCUUCCAUCUUCCAAACCUUCUCUGUAGUCUUAUUAAUCCUAAAUAAUUUUUGAUCCUACGAGAAUAUAAUUGUUUUAAUUUUGGAUUUGUUCAUUACUACAGUAUAGAAAUACAGUUGACUUUUAUAUGUUGAUCUUGCAACCUUGCUAAACAUUUGUAAGUUUUAAUAGGUUUUUAGUGUAUUCCUUAGGAUUUUGUAUAUGCAAGAUAUCAUCUGCAGAUAGAGUUUGUUUUACUUCCUUUACAAUCUAGAUGCCUUUUAUUUCACUUUAUUGUCAUACUGCCCUGGCUAGAACCUGCAGUACAGUUAAAUAAAAGUGGCAAGAAUGGA